GCCCGCGGGGUCGGAGGGUUUGGUGGUCGCCCGUCUGCUCCCUCGGGGUUUGUGUGUCCCCGCGCUCCCUCCCUCUCUCUCUCUCCCCCCUCUCCCCUCCCCGGGUCAGGCCCGGCCAUCAUCACCCCCACCACACACCCCACCACUGUGGCGGCUCACGAUGGCGCCCGGCAGCCAGUGAGAGAGACCGAGACACACACCGAUGUCGGACUCGGAGGAGGAGGCGCAGGACCGGCAGCUCAAAGUGGUCAUUUUAGGGGACGGCGCCUCGGGCAAGACAUCUUUGGCAACGCGUUUUGCACAAGAAGCUUUUGGCAAACAAUACAAACAAACAAUUGGAUUGGAUUUCUUUUUGAAAAGGUUAACACUACCAGGUAAUUUAAAUGUCACAUUGCAAGUCUGGGAUAUAGGUGGGCAAACAAUAGGAGGCAAAAUGUUGGACAAGUACAUCUAUGGAGCUCAGGGUGUCUUACUGGUGUAUGAUAUCACAAAUUACCAGAGUUUUGAAAACCUGGAAGAUUGGUAUGCUGCAGUGAAGAAAGUAAAUGAGGAAUCUAAUCAACACCCUGUGGUCGGAUUAGUUGGAAAUAAAAUUGACCUGGAGCACAUGCGAACUGUGAAGGCGGACAAGCAUCAACGCUUUUGCCAUGAAAACAACAUCAGUAGUUAUUUUGUCUCUGCCAAAACUGGAGACUCUGUCUUUCUCUGUUUCCAAAGAUUUGCUGCUGACAUCCUUGGUAUCAAGCUGAAUAAAGCUGAGAUCGAACAAUCACAGCAAGUAGUGAAGGCAGAUAUUGUGAACUACAGCCAGGAGCCUGUGGCGAGAACUGUGAACCCUCCUAGAAGUUCAAUGUGUGCAGUUCAGUGAUCCCGCCACAUCCCCAUAUUAGUACAUUUGGCAGUCCUGCUUCUUUCACACAGGCCCAUUCUUUCCAAGCAACCUCGUUUUGACAGCAAUCACCUCUACAACACAGUAAAAGGCUUCACAGACUGGCUGCACUACAGUAUGCUGAGAAACACAAGGCAGCCACUGUCGACCGUAGAGACACCAAGAGAUAUUCAACCACACAUUUAAGUAUAAUUUUCAGAAUCCAGAGUCUCAUAAAGAUGCUUGUCACUUUUUUUUUCAAAUGACAGUAUAACUGUAUCGGACCAAUACUUAACUAUUAAAAAUCUAAUCUGUGUAGCCAUGCGUUUUAACGUAUUUUCAGCCUUUAUAGAAAUCUGUAUAUGUUAAUUGAAAGUUCACUUCGAAUACCAAAAUGUAAAUUUUUGUAGAUUUGAAAUCUAAUGACUUUUUAAAACACAUUGUUGAUUUUUUUUUAAAUGCAGGAGACCUGGGCUUUAUAGCAGAUUAAUAUUUGAAUCGUAUUAAAGGAAUGUAGUCCUUUCAUGUUUGGUUUCCUUUCCCAUUUUGUUUUCCUUUUAUUGUUAUGUAAUCCUUUUGAUUGUGUCUGUGUAUGUUCACUGUUUUAAGAGCAGUCUCUGCCAACAGUGCUGUCAUGACUUAGGGAGUAGUUCAGUUAUGAUCCCAAAUAACAAAUACUGUACACUUAUCAAUUUUACAUCUAUUCAGACCUGAAUACAUUUGUACUAAAUAUGUUUUCAGCUAAACUGUCAGUUGUGUAAAGUCACUAAGGUAUUUCAUUGUUUUGUAAGAUUACAAUUCAACACGAAAAUGGAUACUGGUCUUGUUAUUAAUACUAAUUUGCACGAUUCUACAUUCCAAACAGCACUAUCCAUAUUGAUUGUUUUUUAAGCACAGUACAUAUUUUUUCAUAAAAUAAUAAUGAAAAAUAUACUAAGCAUUUUAAAUGAUUUCCUUCAAUAACACUGACACCAAGGAGCUAUCAGGGUGUAUUAAGUGGAACAUAAAUACAAAAUAAAUGCAAAUCUGCAUAGCAUUCAGUUCUGCUGUGACAUUAUAAACUAUUCCUAUUGAUGUACCAGCAGUAGCUAAAUGCAUAUUAUUUGCAAUACAAAUGAAGCCUCAAUUCAUUUUUAAAAAAUGUUUGGAUUUUUAAAAAAUAUAUUUUUGUUUGGUAUUGUGCAUGGAAGUAUUGUUACUGCAAUCUGAUUACAGGCUUCCCAUGCCAAUCCCUUUGCUCAAUGUACUGUAAUUCUUUUUAAGGAUUGCAGAACCCAAGCAGCUUGAAAGUAUUACUAGCCUGAAUGUUGCAACAGAAAAGUAAUUGUUGGAUGUUGUAAAUUUGAUGUGGGUAUUGAAAAAUGCUUUUAUCUGUUAUGUUAAUAUGUUUGUCUGCUUAUAACAAAUAGAAUCAACAGGAUUUACCAAAA
Callorhinchus milii (elephant shark) is the source of this 2298-nucleotide messenger RNA. It is a transcript of the gene rab28, whose product is annotated as RAB28, member RAS oncogene family. The transcript has 7 exons. NCBI's taxonomy places the organism in Eukaryota, Metazoa, Chordata, Chondrichthyes, Chimaeriformes, Callorhinchidae. The coding region runs from base 203 to 868 and encodes 221 amino acids. Gene Ontology annotation, molecular function: GTPase activity; GTP binding. The record is from RefSeq and is a predicted model, not a curated record. Gene Ontology annotation, cellular component: Golgi apparatus; endosome.